GACGGGGUCAAGAUCAUGAAGAGCUGCUCUGGCAUGGAGCACUUGCAAGCGAUCGUCGAUGACGGCGACGUGGCGUGCGACCAGUGCUUGAAGUUUGUCUUCGAGGAGAUGCCUGGCGUGAUGUUCAAGGCUGCUGUGGAAACCAUGACCAGCGGCCAGAUGGACGACUUGUUCGACAACGGCACGGUGUGCGCGUUGGCGGCCAGCGACGUCAUCAAGGAGUUCGGCAAGUCUCCGAAGACAUUGCAGCUAAAGGGUAUACAGGUUGCUCAGAGGCCGAAGGUUGUGAUUGUUUAUCAUUCCAUGCCAACGCCAGAGUGGAAGCUCAAGUAUCCAACGUUGAAGAUAUACCAUCAGAGCAGCAUGGGUUCCCAGCUCAACCAUUGCAAGGAUGGUGCCAAGCAGUUGUUUGAUGGGCAGGCGGAGUUACUGCUUGGGGCGGCUGGCAACACUGAGAGCUCGGCGUGCCCAUCUGAUGACGGCGGCGCGUUCACUCCCAACUUCGGCUUCCAAUCCAGCAUCCCAGCUUUCGCUUCAGUGAAAGGCCGACGCGACUCUUUGAACGAGAAGGCGGCGAAGCGCUACGGCAGGACCUCUUCUGGGUCGAUCGAUGGCGAUAAAGACGGUGGAGCCAGCGAGGAUUCACAUGACCAUGAUGGCGGUGACGGCGGCGACAGGCGUGGCCGAGGGGGCGCAGUUGGUUCGGGCGAUGCCGUCGAGGUGAUCGACGACGACCCCGGGCGCACUGGCCCGCCGCCGAAGUCUGCCGCGGGGGCGCUGACCGACAAGGGCGGCAAGACUCCGAACAAACGGCCGCCUUCUGCGUCUCCGACGCCGUCUCUCGCCCAGCGAUCCACCAAGACCUCGAAGCCGCCAGGAGCGGACGAUGACAUGAUCAACCCUCGCAGCUGCGGCACGGUCGACUACUGGGCAUUCGAGUUGAGGUUCGAUCGGGCAUUCAACGAUUUCAGGAAUGGGCGAGCUGAGAACCAGGCAAAUAUUUUGCAUAACAAGGUCACGGGCAUCGAGCGCAAGCACUUGGGAUUCCACAUGGAGCUGCGCAGCAAGGCAAAGAAGUUCAGCCCAUCAAUGUGCACAUCGGAGACAGAUGAGGACCUCAGGCACAUCGGGUCCCUCUGGAAGACCAUCUCGGACCCAUGCAGUUCCCAAGAGAAGAACAAGCUCUACUUGGAUAAGUUCUUCUCUGCGACCGCGCCGUGGGCGAACCUUGCGGACCCGCCAAACGCCAACAUUGACCCCUGCAACGUGACGCUGACCAAGGCUGCCGAGGACGAUUUCGAGGUGGCCGAGUUGUUCAUGGAGUGGGUGUUCAUCCGCAGCUUCAGCGAGCGGCUCGGUUCAGGCGCCGCCGGCGCGGAGAACGUGGAGCUCUUCGUCGAGCAGGGCUUGGCGCACUGGGACCUCCUCCCAGAGGGCGCCAUCUUGAAUGAGGCGGCUGCGGCGGCGCGCGCCACUGGCAACCAGAGCGUCAUCAGGAUCGCGGGCCAGGCGAUGUUGACGAGUUGCGGCGACUUCUGGCAGAAGAAGAUCGACUGGGCCACCACCCACGCCAAGGCCAUCCAGGAGCACGGGGGGAAGUUGCAGGAUGCCCGCGCGAAGUUGCUCGACAUGUCAGUGGCCGCGCCGCCUACCAGGGCGAGCGGUGGGCUGAUGCUGACGAUUGCGAAGGAGAUCCCCUACUGGGACGCGAGGAUCUACGACGGCGUGUCCGACGACCUCAGGAACACGUUGCUCGAGAAGGCGGUGAAGUCUUGCUCCAUGCUGACGGAUGUUGGAGGGGCGGCGUCCACGGCGGCCCCCGGCCAGGAGUUGCAGGAGAAGCCAGCUGCCACCCUGCGCGUCUUCAAGGAGUUGUUCAAGGAGAUGUCAAGCGUAUUCCCAGCCGAUGAGAAUGUCGAGAAGGCUGCGCAGCAAAUCCACGACAAACUAUUGGACCUGGACCUGGCAUCCGAGCACGACGUCGUCAUGACGGCACUCAGGGAGUGGGGUCCUGAAAUUGAGCUGUCGCGUCGCCUUCGCGAUGCUCUUCACGAUUGCCGUGCCAAGGAGCUGUCUGAUGAUGUUCGCGAGCCUUGCUACAAGUUUUUCCAGUCCGUCGUCAGAGGCGCUAUCGAGGACACCAGGUUCGGCUUCAUGCAGCAGACCGAUGGGGCAUUCUACGACACCUUGGAGACGCUGGCACCCCACGUGCCGCGCAGCCUCUCCGAGACGCGCUACAAGGUGGCGUGCAUGAUGAACGCGUCUGGGAGGGCCAUGGUCGCGUCCAAGGCCUUGUCUGAAGCGAUGGAGCCGCCAGCGGAGACCUCGCCAGUCGAUGCGAACACCUUGGAGCGCUUGGCAAAGGAGCUGGUGAGAGCUCUUCAGAAGCAGAAGCAGCACAUGAAGGCAGCGCUACUGGACGAGAUCAAGCCGAAUGCGAGUGCAGCGAUCGCCGAUAAGAUUGAGUGCGCCAAGGACUUGACCAUUCAAGUCUGGGCGUCCAUCGUGGAGAAAACCACGGGGGCCCUACACGACAAGCUGCGCAACCUAACAGAUACGAUGAAGGCGACGGCUGGGCUAGCGGAGUUCGAUGGGAAGGCUCGCGCCGCCGCCAGCUUGGAUGAUCUACUGAACGUCUACACGGCCAGCGGUUUGAAUCAGACGGCGUUCGGCCUAG
Prorocentrum cordatum is the source of this 2677-nucleotide messenger RNA. The record is from the annotation of a GenBank genome assembly. NCBI's taxonomy places the organism in Eukaryota, Dinophyceae, Prorocentrales, Prorocentraceae.